AUGUCCAAUUACAACAGCAACCUCUUGUUCAACACACAGAUAUCUUACGAGGAUAGCAACUCAACAUUCACCUCAGAGGUAUUGGAUAGCGACCCUUCCAAUCCAUUCUUAAAUCAACAAGUCAACACCACACCAGUGAUUGUUCAACAGAAGGUAUCCGCACCAUCGGCCUACCCACAAGUGCAACCAGAGUACUCUACAACAACAGUAUCCUCGCACCCAACUCCACACAACUCCUUGAAUCAAUUCAGUUCAUUGUCAAUUGAUAACAACAGACAAUCAACAUCACUGCGACAUUCAUUGCAGCCACCAAAGAACCCGAAUCAAAUGGAUAUUACCGUCACUGACCCAGAGAAGAUUGGAGAUGGCAUGAAUGCCUACGUCACUUACAAGGUGAACACCAUCUCUGUGCUGGCCGAUCGUCCCGACUACAAGAAGGAGAACUCAGUCACACGCAGAUACUCUGAUUUCCUCUGGCUGAGGAACGUCCUCAAGGAGACCAAGAGGGGAAUCAUCAUCCCACCACUGCCAGAGAAGGCCGUUCUCAACAAAUAUAAUAAGGAGUUCUUGGAGGUUAGAAGAAGAGAGUUGGAGAAGUUUAUGAACAGGAUUGCAGAGAGUGAAUCACUUGUACACUCAAGUGAGCUGGCCAUAUUCUUGGAGGCUCAGGACGAGCAGUUCAACACGGCCAAGUCUGCACGCCCAUCAGGUGACAAUAUGGAGCAGAGCACUGUUCUCUCACCAUCACAGCCCGAGUCCAAGGGCUUUGGAAAGAUCACAUCGUUCUUUGGAAACGCCGCCACGUCCAUCAGCAACUUUGCCAGCGUGCAGCCAGUGCGCGAGCUCGACCCAUGGUUCGAUGACAAGAAGAGCUACAUCGUGCAGCUGGACGCCAACUUGAGGCGUCUGGCCGAGUCAGUUGGCAACGUCAUCAGGAAGAGAAUGGAGCUGGCCGCCGCAAUUGGCGAGCUGUGCUCGUCAGGAUUGACGUUCUCGUCGGGAGAGAUUGCCCAGUCACAGGACAUUGCCACCAGCAUCCAGCGCAUGACACAGGUCGAGACAAACAUCAAGAACGGCAUGGAGACACUCUCCAACUACGACACCUGCUACUUUGAGGAGGGUCUGAACGACUACAUCCGUGUGCUCAGCGCCGUCAAGGAGCUGCUCAACGACAGACUGGACGCACUGCUCAACUUCCAGAACCUCGAGAGAAAGGUCGAGGCUGCCCGCGACAAGGUCAACAAGGCCAGCGGCACCAAGAAGGACCAGGCACAGAAGGAGCUGGACGACGUACAGAGGAAGUGUGCCGAUGCCAAGCAGGAGUUUGAGCGCAUGAGUGCCACAACCAAGGUGGAGCUGGCUAGAUUCGACUCGAAGCGUAACUACGAGGUCAAGAGAAUACUCAGCUUCGUCAUUCGCAUGAACCUCGAGCAUUUCCUCAAGGCCUCCGACUACUGGAGAGAGUUCCUCACCGAGCAGCAUCAACACACCGAUCCCAACUUUGAGACCAACAAGGCCUCCUGGGGUACUACCUACAACAACAACAGCACUCAAGCCGCUACAACUACCAACUAA
Acytostelium subglobosum LB1 is the source of this 1575-nucleotide messenger RNA. RefSeq lists its product as hypothetical. Gene Ontology annotation, cellular component: endosome. Gene Ontology annotation, molecular function: phosphatidylinositol binding. The transcript has 4 exons. The coding region runs from base 1 to 1575 and encodes 524 amino acids. The record is from RefSeq and is a predicted model, not a curated record. NCBI's taxonomy places the organism in Eukaryota, Evosea, Eumycetozoa, Acytosteliales, Acytosteliaceae.